AUGGUGCGGUCGUAUGAUCGCCAUGAGCCUACAGCGGCCUUUGGCCUUGUGAGCUCCAAUGCGGCAAAUGCUAUACUGGAUGCAAAUGGGAAGAUUGCCUUCUUACCUGCACUGGAAGAUGUGCUUGUAUGGGACAUGAAACGAGGCGAGCAGCGAGCGAUGUGGCACGAAAUUGGCUACCGUGUCGAAGUCUCAGCCAUUGCACGGUCACCUGAACCGUAUACAAACAGGUUUGCUGUAGGAUAUGCGGACGGAUCUAUUCGAUUGUGGGACGCGGAUACAGCCACCGUUCUUCUCACCUUUCACGGACACCAACGCGCGGUGACCACUCUUGCGUUUGAUCCCAACGGCAUGCUACUAGCCAGUGGCAGCCAAGAUACCAGUGUGAUUGUCUGGGAUACCGUCUCAGAGUCUGGUCUGUUCCGCCUCAAAAGCCACCAUGAUGCCAUCACAGGCGUGGCCUUCUUGCCUUACAAAACGGACGCAUCGAGCACAGACUACCUUGUGUCAGCUGCCAAAGAUGGCUUGCUGAAACUAUGGGACUUACGGCUGCAACAUUGUAUUGAGACGAUCGUAUCAGGCGAUGAACAACUGUGGAGUCUCAGUGUCCAUGCGGUGCCUGAUCAGUCACCCUUGGUUGUUACAGGUGGGUCGAACGGCCAUGUCCGUCUUUGGGAGGCAGAUCAAAAGGCGCUGGAGCGUGGUUUGGAAAGCAAAGAAGGCACCACGACCCAAUUUUUCGAAUCGCAAGGCACAAUUGAUUUGCCGACAAGUCAUCGCGUCUCACAACUGGCCUUCUACGGUUAUUACAUGGCUGCUAUGAGUGGUGAUCGGUCCAUUCAUGUGUAUCGCAUUCGUACUGAGGCAGAAGCCACCAAAAAGCAACAGCGUCGCUUGAAACGUGCACGUGAGAAGGGUGAUGAGGUGCCGACAGAGGCGCCAGCCAUCACUUGGCUUACACGUUUGGAGGCGUACGUUGUCAUCCGCCCCACCAUUGGUCGUAUCCGCAGCUUCUCGUUCCCAAGUGGUGCUGCUCCUUCUCAUGAUGCCCCUGUGCCUGUUCUUUGUGCACUGACGACCAACUCUGCUGAAACGCAUACGAUUCCGCCACCACCGCGCAGCAAAGAGGAAAAGAAGGGUGCCAUUGAAGCCACGGUUUCAAAUGUGCUGGAACUCCCUGGACAUCGCAGUGAUGUACGUGGUGUGGCCCUGUCAAGUGAUGAUUCGCUCCUGGCAUCGGUGUGUGGUAGCGGCCAGCUGAAAAUUUGGAACAUUCGCACAGGUCGUUGCAUUCGCACAUUGCCUGUUUCGUCGUUUGCACUGUGUGUAACAUGGCUGCCUGGUGACAGGUAUGUGCUAGUAGGUUGCAAGGAUGGCACACUGCAUACGUUUGAUGUUCCAGCCGGUAUGGCUAUUGAAACCUUAGAGGCACAUCAAGGCCCACUUUGGAGUAUCGCCAUCCAUCCUAGUGGCCUAAGUGCCGUGACAGGCAGUGCCGACAAGGAAGUCAAGUUCUGGGAGUUUGAGAUGGCACAAACAGAGCAGGGCUCUCAGCUUUCAAUGGUGCAUGUACGCACACUCAAGCUGACAGACGAUGUACUGUGCACACGAUUCUCGCCCGAUGGGAAGCUUUUGGCUGUCUCACUGCUGGACAACACAGUGAAAGUGUUUUACGCUGACUCUCUCAAGUUUUUCUUGUCCUUGUACGGACACAAGUUACCUGUGCUAUCCCUCGAUAUUUCAGGCGACUCAAAACUGUGUGUAACGUGCAGUGCGGAUAAGAAUGUCAAGAUAUGGGGUCUUGACUUUGGUGAUUGCCACCGAAGUCUCUUUGCACAUGAUGACUCGAUUAUGCAGGUAGCGUUCGAACAUGGGCAGCAAGGCGGGGGUUUGCAGGGUGGCCGCGAAGGCGCUUCGCAUCGUUUCUGGACGGUGGGCAAGGAUGGGAAAGUCAAGUACUGGGACGGCGAUCGAUUUGUCGGCGUGCAGACUAUGGAAGGUCAUCAUGGUGAAGUCUGGGCGCUGUCCACGGGUCAUCUUGGCCGUCUGGUGGUGACAGCAGGUGCGGAUCGCAGUAUCCGCGUGUGGGAGAAGACAGAUGAACCUCUGUUCCUUGAGGAAGAGCGUGAAAAGGAGCUCGAGCAAAUGUACGAGAGUGCUGCAACGGCGCAGAACGAUGCAGCUACAGAACAAUCGGGGGCAGAGGCUGAGGCGGUCACAAAGAGCACCACCGAGUCCCUCAUGGCAGGCGAGCGUGUGAUCGAAGCACUGGAGACCGCGGAUGCGGACCUGGCCCAGCGUGCUCAAGCCGUGAAGCAGGGCCAAGAUGCAUCGUCUGUGCCUGUGCAUCCGCUCAUUCAAGCGGCGUUCUCUGGGAUGGAUGAGCCAGAUACGCACAAAUAUGUGCUGCGUGUUGUGGAAAAGAUCCUGCCUACACAUCUAGAAGACGCACUGCUAGUGUUGCCAUUCGACCGUGUCGUCUCGCUCUUCGCUUAUAUCGAUGUAUGGAUUACUAAGGAAUGGAACGUGUCGCUGGCUGCGCGGAUCCUGUUCUUCUUGCUACGCACACAUCAUGCCCAGAUUGUAGCGAACCGCGUGAUGCGCACAACGAUGGUUCGUCUGCGUACACAUGUGAAAGAUGUGCUUUCGAAACAGAAAACGAUGAUUGGGUUCAAUAUGGCUGCAUUGCGAUACUUACAAAGUCAAGAAGUGUUGCGCCGCACGACAGAACUGUUUGAAAAGCCGGACACGAACUUGGACGAACUGGAUGAAGCUGCAGUUCGUGAAAAGAUCGAAGAAAAGGCACGACGGAAGCGUAAGCUGGUAGUCCGGUAG
Molecule: messenger RNA, 2835 nt
Organism: Malassezia pachydermatis
Lineage: Eukaryota; Fungi; Basidiomycota; Malasseziomycetes; Malasseziales; Malasseziaceae
Product: wd-repeat-containing protein
Exons: 3
Coding region: 1-2835 (944 amino acids)
Biological process (GO): maturation of SSU-rRNA
Cellular component (GO): small-subunit processome; Pwp2p-containing subcomplex of 90S preribosome
Molecular function (GO): protein binding; snoRNA binding
Source: RefSeq, a predicted model, not a curated record